CCGCCGCGCGGCCAGGUGUUUCCGCCACAGCUGUCACUGACGUCACACAUGUCGUCUCCAGCGCUGCUCAGUCUGCUGCGAUGUGGUCGCUCCGCCGUCGCCAGACAAACCCUCCUCGCCGCGCGCUCCUCACCUGAAACCUCCGGACAGGUGGGCGGGGCUUUGCUCGGGCUGGUGGGCACGCGGCGGGCCAGCGGCUCCGCGCGCUUCGACAGCGACGGCAGCGGGCGGCCGGUCACCUGGGACUCAUUCGGUAUCUGGGACAACAGGAUAGAAGAGCCGAUACUGCUGCCGUCCAGCAUCCGAUACGGAAAACCCAUCCCACAGGUCAGCCUGUCUCGGGUCGGCAGCGCGUCGGUUUUGGGUCUCAGGAAGCAGAACGAGGACCGUCUCCGCAUCGCUCGUAUCCAUGACAACCUGCUGUACUUUGCCGUGUUCGACGGCCACGGCGGUCCGCACGCCGCCGACUACUGCCACACCUUCAUGGAGAAAUUCAUCAGGGACGCUCUGGAGGACGACGACGACCUGGAGAGAGUUUUAAAGAAAGCGUUUUUAGACGUCGACAAGGCGCUGCACACACACCUCAGCUACUUCAACAACG
Messenger RNA from Plectropomus leopardus (leopard coralgrouper), 601 nucleotides. The record is from RefSeq and is a predicted model, not a curated record. Lineage: Eukaryota; Metazoa; Chordata; Actinopteri; Perciformes; Serranidae.